Clupea harengus (Atlantic herring) is the source of this 676-nucleotide messenger RNA. It is a transcript of the gene ndufb8, whose product is annotated as NADH:ubiquinone oxidoreductase subunit B8. Gene Ontology annotation, cellular component: mitochondrion; respiratory chain complex I. Gene Ontology annotation, biological process: mitochondrial electron transport, NADH to ubiquinone. The record is from RefSeq and is a predicted model, not a curated record. Lineage: Eukaryota; Metazoa; Chordata; Actinopteri; Clupeiformes; Clupeidae.
CCGCAUGCGUACAAGCUCGAUCAGUGUCAGGUCAAUACUGAAUGAAGAUGGCCGCUCUUGGAGCAAGACAGUGGGCUCGGGCCCUUCUUAAGGCCAGAGGGCAAGGAUUUACAAAUACGUUUAUCGGUGCAAGAGCAGCCUCCGGACCUUCAAAGGAUAUGCUCCCUGGCCCAUAUCCCAAAACUCCCGAGGAGAUGGCUGCAGCUGCUAAGAAGUAUAACAUGACAUUACACGACUACAAACCUUAUCCGGAUGAUGGCAUGGGGUAUGGAGACUACCCAAUGCUUCCCGAGAAAUCCCAACAUGAGAGAGACCCCUGGUAUGGAUGGGACCAUCCCGACUUUAGGAGGAACUGGGGAGAGCCGAUGCAUUGGGACUUUGAUAUGUACAUCAGGAAUCGUGUUGACACAUCUCCCCUGGCCAUGGACUGGAAGACCAUGUACACAACCCUUCUGGGUUUUGUGGGGUUCAUGUUAUUUAUGUUUUACGUUGGUGAAAAAUUCCCAUCUUACCAACCUGUGGCACCUAAGCAAUAUCCAUACAACAACCUGCACCUGGAGUCAGGAGGGGACCCUGAGAAAGCGCCAGAAGAAGUGAAAAAUUAUACCAUCUAAAAUGUUAUACGUCUGUUCUGUUCCAUGUUUGUUUAAUCCUAAUAAAGUACUAAUUUAAAACG